AUUUACCUCUCACACGUCAUACAAUUUCGCGAAAAAAAACGCAUGGCAGUGAAAUAUUUCCUUAAAAAUAAAUACUUAAAUUGACACCUCAUUUUUAAGUUAUUCAUAAGGUUUUACCAGUGUGUGAUGUCUUUUAAACUUUACGAUAUCAUUUCCCAUCAAUGUCAACUUGCUCAUUCUGAGACAUUGUUGAUUAUAAAAUGGCUUUCUGUUUAAAGAGAUUUAUGCAUAUUCAAAGGAGUUUAGUGUUUAAGAAUUCCUUGCAAAACACUUUCGGGCCUUGCAAUAUUCAUACAGUAUGGGCUUUAAACAAAAAGCAUGACUCUCAGCCCAUUCUUCCAGAUGCAAACAAUCUGUCAAAAGUUAGAAAGAGAAAACAACCACUUGCCAUUCAAUAUUUAAGAGAUCUGAAUGAAAGUUCAGUUACAGAAAUUCUGAAUGAUAGAGAAGUCAGUAAAGGUGAACAAGUGGACGAAAUUAGAGAACAGAUUGAAGUCUUAAAACAAAUGAAAGAACAAAUGAAAAGUGAAGUCAAGGAUUAUAAACAUCAAUUGAAGCAGACAAAUGUAGAAGAUGUCCAUGAAAAUGAGCAGGAUGAUAUGUAUGUCCAAAAAUCCUAUAUGUUAGGAACUCCUAAUGAAAAGUCUGAGCUUUCAGAAGUGCCGUGUGGGGGAUGUGGUGCUAUGCUGCACUGUUUAGACCCUGCCAUUCCCGGCUUUGUUCCACAAGAGGUAUACAAAACAAACAAAUUAGACGAAAUCAAGUGUCGGAGGUGCAUGUAUAUAACCUGGAAUGAAAAUCAGAAUGUUGUACAAGAAGUUGAUAUGAAUGUUUAUAAAAGUAUAUUUCAUAGAAUAAAGAAAAAUAAUUCCCUUGUUUUAAUGGUGGUUGAUGUUAAUGACCUAGCAAAUAGUUUUAUUCCGGAUUUUCUCAAGCUGAUAGGAAAUAGAACUCCUUUAGUUGUUGUUGGAAACAAAGUUGAUUUAAUUCCUAAAGAUAGCAAGGGGUAUUUGGACAGAAUUCUGUCCCGCAUGGCAGAGGAAUGUUACCAGGCCAACCUAGUUGCCAAGGACAAUAUCAAGCAUGUGUGUUUAGUGAGUGCAAAAACUGGCUAUGGAAUUGAGGAGCUGGUCAAUAAGUUGUUUAACUUUUGGAAGAACGAAGGAAAUGUCUACUUGGUGGGUGUUACCAACUCUGGCAAGUCCACUCUCUUCAACAAGCUGUUGGACUCUGACUUCUGCAAGUACACAUGUAGAGACAUUGUACAGCGAGCUACUGUUUCCAGAUUGCCAGGAACAACCAUGAAUGUCCUUGGGUUCCCAAACAUGAGAGCCAGGAACUUUUACCUCGCCUUACGAACAGAGCGUUUGAUUGCCAACAGGGAGCGCGAACAAGCCUUGUUCAAGAAGCAGAAGGAUAAACUGAAAAGAUAUGGUCGAAGUGACAAUGCUGUACUGAAAGGCCACGUUGGGAAGACAGAGUUCCGUUCUGAAGAGGAGGUGGAGAAAUGGAGGGAGAAGCAUGCCAGCACUGGCAACUCCUUUGCCACAUACUCACUGGACUCAUUGACACCUGAAGCUGACACAGAUAUCAAUGAGGAGACGGAGGUGAAGCCAGAGUCACUGCUGCUUCCACGCCGGACCAUUCUUCCUGAUGAGUUCCCUGACAGCUGUUGGACAUACGAUACUCCUGGACUGGUAAACCCGGAUCUGGUUGUGAACUACCUAACCCAAGAUGAGUUGAAGUUGGUUCUCAAACAGAAGGUGAUACAUCCGCGCACCUUUGUCAUGAGGCCGGGAACCACCAUGUUCAUCACAGGGCUCGCUAGGAUUGACUACCUCGAGGGUGUGCCCAACACGCUGUUCACUGCACACAUUGGCAUGAUGCUUCCUGUUCAUGUGAUGGACACUGAGAAGGCAGAUGAGUUCUACAUGCAGACUAUAGGCACAGAGACACUUGGGGUACCACUUGGUGAUGCUGACCGCUUACAGAGGCUAUCCAGCCUAUGUGGUCAGCAGUUUACAGUGGAGACCCAUGAUUCAAACACAGCCAGCGCUGACCUCCAGCUUUCCUCUCUAGGUUGGGUGUCCAUCGCCUCAAAACCCAGUUCCGUGGUACUGCGCGCAUUCACCCCUGGGGGUCGGGGUAUGCGCUUGAGAUCUCCUGCCAUACUUCCCAAUAUUCUGGCGUUCAAGGGCGAGCGCAUUCCACACACAAAGAAGUACCAGAUGCGUAAACUCCAGUUGUAGACUAGAGACCAUGAACGUUUAUUGGAUUUGUGACUAAAAAAUAAGAACCAAUGAAACAGUUAAAACUCAAAAUAGGAACCAAUGAUGUGAGUUGUAACUCCUUGUAUGUAUUGGAUUUAUAACAAAAAAUAUGAACAACUUCAAAGAAGUUUUAACUCAAAAUAUGAACCAAAAACAAUGUUGGCUACAUGCUGGUUUCAAGCUUCAGCGGUCAAUAGAUGUAAUUUGGACAGAGAAGAUUGCAUUUUUAUGAAGUCUGUGGUGUUAUGUGCUCAGAAAGAGUUGUAACAGAUAUUUUGAUAAUAAAAUAUGAUAAUAUAAACGGAAUGGAUUUAAGUGAGUAUACAGACAUUUAACACUAGACCUUUUGUGGGCAGGUAAACAAUACAUGUAGAAAAUAGUCUUGUUAAUUAUAAGUUUUCUCAUUAUGGAACGCUAAUGAACUUCAAUGAUUCAUUUAGAGGAUAUUAAUUUUAUUUCUGAGAAACCCUUUAUCAUUUUAUGAGUGGUCAUACGCCUGUUAAAAUGGUCUGCACUAACAAUCACUUUAUAUUUUUUCAUACUUUUACACAUUAAAUGGAUUAAAAAAAUAUGUCAGAUUUA
Molecule: messenger RNA, 2852 nt
Organism: Dreissena polymorpha
Lineage: Eukaryota; Metazoa; Mollusca; Bivalvia; Myida; Dreissenidae
Product: nitric oxide-associated protein 1-like
Exons: 9
Coding region: 201-2249 (682 amino acids)
Molecular function (GO): GTP binding
Source: RefSeq, a predicted model, not a curated record